AUGGCCAGUUCUGUAAUAUUUGUCGGCUCCCCGGAAAAAAGUCCCAAAAGUUGCACCCAAAAAUUGAAAACCUUAUUCUUUGUACCACCCCAUGAUGUAAUUUUUCGGAUUUUUGCCUCUUUUGUUCCUCCGUUUUCUAAAAAGUAUCAGAAAGUUUACGUUGACUUGCAAGGGCCGGUUUUGGCCCUACUCCUACUGACUGCUUUUCUAAAUUAUGGUUAUUCAUUUAAAACAACCAAUACAUUUUGCUCGCCGACCGAGACAGUCAUUAUUUAUAGCUUAAUUAUGCCGGUAAUGUCGUUUUUUGUGUGCAAAAUCGGGCGUUCUUGUAUCACUUUAUCGGAAAUGACCUCUCUAAUCGGGUAUGGCUUAUACGGCCACAUUUUUACACUAUUCGUAUCAUUUUUGAUAUUUGAGGAAACUAGCAACUUUUUCUUUUUCGUCUGUUUAAUUAUUUUUGGUGGCUUAAGUACGCUAAGAAUUGCAUUGGUCGUUCUGGGAACUCUGUUUCUACCAGCGGCUCGAUUAUUGAUUUGUUCGCUUAUCUCGACUUGUAAUAUCUUGUUUGUGAUUUUUCUACAUUUUGCCUACAUGCAUCGGACUUUUGUUUCGUAAGAAUUCAAUCAAAUUAAGGUUUGUUKAUGAAGAAACGGUAAUAAAAUAAAUUACUUUAUUUCUG
Molecule: messenger RNA, 679 nt
Organism: Tribolium madens (black flour beetle)
Lineage: Eukaryota; Metazoa; Arthropoda; Insecta; Coleoptera; Tenebrionidae
Product: protein YIPF3-like
Exons: 1
Coding region: 1-615 (204 amino acids)
Source: RefSeq, a predicted model, not a curated record